GGUGAAACAUCAAAUUACUAUAAGUUUGUUUGUAGCUUUUACCCAAAGUAAUCUUACACUUUUCAUUCCCCAAGCAAACUUCCAAUAAUCUCAAAUCAGUCUCAUAACGAUGGCUCUUUUAGAAUUUUCCAAUGUCCUGCUAUUCUUUUGUUUACUUUAUGCAAUUUCUUGUUUAAUUAUCGGUCUAUACAACAUCACAUUUCAUCCUCUUGCCAAAAUCCCUGGACCUAGAUUACGUGGUGCCUUUUACUUUCCAACCUACUGGGAGAUUUGGACCGGUGAUGGGGCGGCAAACGUGAAGAAACUGCAUGAUCUUUACGGAAACACUGUUCGAAUAUCUCCUGCAACAGUGUCUUUCAACAACUCCGAAGCUUGGCAAGAGAUCUAUGGCCAACGCCAUGGGAAAAAGCCAAUCCCAAAAGAUAAAGAGAUAUAUUUCUCCGGAAAUGACGGAGUCGCAGAUAUCAUCUCAUCCAACGAUGUAGACCACACUCGGAUCAGACGAGCGCUAAGCCAUGCCUUCUCAGAAGCUUCUCUUCGUGAGCAAGAGCCUCUAAUGAAUGUGUACUUUGACCUUCUCAUCCAGAAGCUCUACGAGCAAAUCGACAGUCCCUCAAACGGCAAAGUGAACAUUGUCCGAUUCUUCAACUUCACAACAUUCGAUUUGAUCGGCGACCUAUGUUUUGCCGAAUCUUUCGAUGCCCUUCGUACCCAAGAAUACAAUUCUUGGAUUGCCAAUAUCUUCAAGGGUCUCAAGUUUGCACGCCUCUUCCGCGUCAUGCGUGCGUACCCGCUGGUUGGAAUGCCGAUUUUGGCUAUGCUAGCGCUGUUUCCUGGACUUCAGAAGGCGAGACAGAGACACAUACAAUAUACGCAAGAUAAGACAGCUCGUCGACUAGAUACCGUUACUGACAGACGCGAUUUUAUGAGUUAUAUUCUUCGUCAUAACGACGAGAAAGGGAUGACGAGAGCUGAGAUCAUGAAAACUACUGGCACGCUCAUUAUAGCAGGGAGCGAAACUACAGCUACGCUACUUAGUGGUGCUCUCUUUCAUCUCCUCAAAAAUCCUUCUUGUAUGACAAUUCUCGUCCAAGAAAUUCGUACAGCGUUUGCAGAGUCAGCCGAUAUGACAUUUGUAAAGCUCGCUAAUCUGCGAUAUCUAAAUGCCUGUCUACAAGAAGCCUUUCGUAUCUACCCGCCAGUUCCAGGAGUACUACCUCGAAGAACUCAACCUGGCGGCGUCAUCAUUAACGAUUACUUUAUCCCUGAAGAUGUAUCAGUCGGUGUACACCAAUGGAGUGCCUACCACUCUGCAGCCAAUUUCGCACUUCCAGAUCGAUUUUUACCCGAAAGAUGGCUGGAUGACAAUAUUUCCAAUUCGCGUUUUGCGUCGGACAAGCGCGGUGUAGUACAACCAUUCUCCGUUGGACCUAGAAAUUGCUUAGGACAGCAUCUCGCAAUGGCAGAGAUGCGAGCCAUUCUCGCGCGGAUCCUGUGGCACUUCGAUAUCAAUUUGUGUGAGGAGAGUCGCAAUUGGAACGAGCAGAAAGUGUUCAUAUUGUGGGAAAAACCGGAUUUGAUGGUUACUGUGAAGGCGAGAGAAUGAUGGGAUUUCUUCUCAUAGAAAUCUGAAGCGGAAUCAGGAAUACACGGAAGAAUAUUCAAGGAAACUACAUAACUUAUGCAUUCGUAUAAUUGCAUUCUCUAGCGAAAUAUUCGAUGGCAUUGACUGAUCCCCACCCUUUGAUGUGGCCUAAAAGUAAUGUUCCUGUUUUGAAUGAUAUCA
Botrytis cinerea B05.10 is the source of this 1786-nucleotide messenger RNA. RefSeq lists its product as hypothetical. Lineage: Eukaryota; Fungi; Ascomycota; Leotiomycetes; Helotiales; Sclerotiniaceae. The record is from RefSeq and is a predicted model, not a curated record. The transcript is spliced from 8 exons. Gene Ontology annotation, molecular function: heme binding; iron ion binding; oxidoreductase activity, acting on paired donors, with incorporation or reduction of molecular oxygen. The coding region runs from base 110 to 1606 and encodes 498 amino acids.